Molecule: messenger RNA, 1364 nt
Organism: Coturnix japonica (Japanese quail)
Lineage: Eukaryota; Metazoa; Chordata; Aves; Galliformes; Phasianidae
Gene: FAM43A
Product: family with sequence similarity 43 member A
Source: RefSeq, a predicted model, not a curated record
CGGGCGGUCGGCGAGCAGCGCGGUGGCAGCUCCGCGGGCCGCGGGCGCUCCGCCCUCGGUGCGCGGGGCCUCCCCUCUCCGCGCCCGCGGAGCGCCGGCGCCCGCCUAUAUCUACGGCGCGGCGGCCCCACGCCCGCAAGGAUGUGAGGCGGCCGGGCAGCGCAGCCGCCGCCGCCGCCGCCGUGGCAUGCGGUCCUACGGCUGGAGCCGUCGGCGCGGCGCGUAGCCGCGGCUCCGCGGGGCGAUGCUGCCCUGGAAGCGGAGCAAGGUGGAGCUGGUCCCGGGCGAGGCGCGGCGGCAGAGCAAGCCCAAGGGCUACGCGGUGAGCGUGCACUACUCGGCGCUCACCUCGCUGGCCCGCGCCUGCCCCGAGAGCGCGCUGCACCGCGUGGGCAGCAUGUUCCGCUCCAAGCGGCGGAAAUUCCGCGUGACCAGCGAGGACCCCACGUACACCGUGCUCUACCUGGGCAACGCCACCACCAUCCAGUCCAAGGGCGAGGGCUGCACCGAUCUGGCCGUCUGCAAGAUCUGGAGCAAGAGCGAGGCGGGCCGCCAGGGCACCAAGAUGAAGCUGACCAUCAGCGCGCAGGGCAUCCGCAUGGCACACGCCGAGGACAAGGGGCUGAGGCGGCCCGGCCACCUCUACCUGCUGCACCGCGUCACCUACUGCGUGGCCGACCCGCGCCUGCCGCGAGUCUUCGCCUGGAUCUACCGGCACGAGCUGAAGCACAAGGCGGUGAUGCUGCGCUGCCACGCCGUGCUCGUCUCCAAGCCCGAGAAGGCGAAAGCCAUGGCCCUGCUGCUCUACCAGACCUCGGCCACGGCGCUGGCCGAGUUCCGCCGCCUGAAGAAGCGGGACGACGCGCGGCACCAGCAGCAGCAGCUGGUGGGCGAGCAGAGCAUCCCGCUGGUGCCGCUGCGCAAGCUGCUUAACGGGCAGUGCUGCUACAAGCCGCCGGUGGAGCGGAGCAGGAGCGCGCCCAAGCUGGGCUCCAUCACGGAGGACCUUGUGGGCGAGGAGCAGGAGGAGCGCGCCAUGCACUGCGAGUGCGAGGACAUCCUGGAGGCGCUGGGCGAGCCCGAAGGCGAGCUGCUGCGUGCCGGGACCGGCCGCGGGGAGGGCGCGGAGCUCGGCCGGCUGCUGCGAGACCUGGGCGAGCUCAGCCUGGGCAACGACCUGAGCUCGCUGCGCGCCGACCUCGGCGUCCGGCGGCUGCUCUCGGGGGAGAGCACGGGCAGCGAGUCCUCCUUGGAGAGCACCGGCCCCGACGGCGCCGCCCCGCCCUGCAACGGCGCCGAUCAGCCGCCCCCCGGCGACCCGGAGAGCGGAUGAAUGGCGGGGCGGGGGGGGGAAGGACGGGGGG